This is a messenger RNA of Syngnathus acus (greater pipefish), 1798 nucleotides long. RefSeq lists its product as uncharacterized. Bases 178 to 1674 code for a protein of 498 amino acids. Gene Ontology annotation, cellular component: nucleus. Gene Ontology annotation, biological process: regulation of transcription by RNA polymerase II. The transcript has 10 exons. NCBI's taxonomy places the organism in Eukaryota, Metazoa, Chordata, Actinopteri, Syngnathiformes, Syngnathidae. The record is from RefSeq and is a predicted model, not a curated record.
UCCGGUUUGGUACAAACAAAGCGAAACCGUUGGGUGUUGCAAAUAUUUCCAUAAUAACAUGUUUUUUUGGGUCCCACCGGGUUUUGAUCUCGUGUCGCUGGGGUGAGAGUCCAGAGACCUAACCACUGCACAAUGGAACCCUCGCUGGAAUCGCAUGGAAGCAUGUAAGCCUUCAUCAUGAUGACCACCAAAAGGCUGGAUCAAUUUGAGGUGGUGUGCGAGUGGGCGUCGUGCGGUUUCAGAGGACGUAGCAUGGAGGAGCUGAGCGACCACAUGUCUGCUCAUUUGAGAGAGUACCUGGGGGACAAGGACACCCUGGAGGAGCUGGAUGAGUACACUUGCCUGUGGAAGGGCUGUCCGUUCGUCUCCAUGGGCAGCCCGGCAGAGUUGGAGGCGCACGCGUACUUCCACAACUACCACACCAAGCUGAAGUUUGUGGGCUCACAGCUGCUCCGGUCUCGCCCAGACCUGCCCGCCUGCACCCACGCCGUGCACAGCAACAACCUGCUGCCCGAGUGCUCCGACCGUCACGUCUGCCAGUGGGAGAACUGUGAUAGCACAUUUACCAAUCCCGAGUGGUUCUAUCGCCACGUGGACAAUCACAUCGAAAGCGCCGAGCCGCAGUCGCUUUCGUAUCAACAGCAGGCUCUCUACUGCCGCUGGUCAGGCUGCGAUGCCUACUUCAAGAUCCGCUACCGCCUGAGGGAACAUACGCGAAGUCACACGCAGGAAAGACUAGUGGCCUGCCCCACCUGCGGCAGCAUGUUCUACAGCAACACCAAGCUCUUUGACCACCUCCACAGGCAGGCCCAGCCAGUGGAGUCACUCGUGUGUGAACACUGCGGAAAAGCUUUUUCCAGCGAGAGACUCUUGAGGGAUCACGUACGACAGCAUGUGAAUCAGGUCAAGUGUCCUUUCUGCGAUAUGACGUGCACCACACUGGCCGCCCUUAAGAUCCACAUCAGGUUCCGGCACUGCGACGAGCGGCCGUUCCCUUGCGACUUCUGCGAUAAAAGGUUCAAGAAUCAGCGAGACCUCCAGAAGCACACAGACGUCCACAACGAGGGCUCGGUGUUCCACUGCUCCGUUGAAGGCUGCACGUAUUCCUGUCAGACUUUCCAGACCAUGAACCAACACUUCAAGAGGGUGCACGAGGUGGGGGGCAUGUCCAAGUAUAAAUGUCACCUUUGUGACAAGGUGUUCUCCUGGUGUUAUACGCUCACGCUUCACCUGCGAAAGAUACAUGAACUCAAGUGGCCCUCUGGACAUUCACGAUUCAGAUACAGGAAGGACGUGGACGGCUUCCUGAAGCUGAACAUGGUGCGCGUGGAGACUGAGGAGGUGACCAAAGAAAUCAUGAAGAACAUGAACAAGAAAGCUGCCAGCCUUCGCAAGAGUCAGCGAAGCCGUGGCGAGAGGGCCGCCGUCACGCCCCACAGCGGACGCUGCUCUCCGUCCUCGUCCUCCUCUAACUCCUCCUCGGAGGAAGUGUCCACUCAGUCCAGUCCCCAGCAAGGCAGCGAUUCGCCCGUCUACUGCGUGAUGAGCACCAUCCCGCACAUCGAGGACGAGCUCGACGGGAGCGGCCAGGAGGAGGGCGACGCCGGCGGGACGUCUGGAGCCGUGCAGGCUCUCACCAUGGUGGCCAGGGGGCUGGGCAUGGAUGUUGUGUGACAGCACUGACAUAGCGUUUUUAGCUGAACCUCAUUUUAUUGUUCUCAAAUGUUGACUUGAGCCUUCAUUGUUCUAGAUUCCAAAUACAUGUUUUUUUUUCUUAAUAAUGCUGCUUUUAGAUUUA